Messenger RNA from Camarhynchus parvulus, 5185 nucleotides. It is a transcript of the gene C6H10orf71, whose product is annotated as chromosome 6 C10orf71 homolog. Gene Ontology annotation, biological process: positive regulation of calcineurin-NFAT signaling cascade. Lineage: Eukaryota; Metazoa; Chordata; Aves; Passeriformes; Thraupidae. The record is from RefSeq and is a predicted model, not a curated record. Gene Ontology annotation, cellular component: Z disc. Bases 593 to 5185 code for a protein of 1530 amino acids. The transcript is spliced from 3 exons.
UCAUUUCACUUCACCUGGCUGGGCAGGUCUGCGAGGAUUCAAGGCUUAGCUCCUCCACUUUUAUUGUUUUUGUUUAUUUUUCAGUCGUUGUUUUUAUUAAAAUAACCAUGUUCAGAGGAAGAGUCCGACACACAUAAGUAAUGGGAACUGCUAAUAGCAAGCAGGCUGCUCUAAAAUGUGCUGGGGCUUUGACUUAAAGGAAGAAAGCACAGCCCUGCAUUGUCCCUAUCAGGAAGCUGGAGCAUAGAAGAGUUCACUUAGGAUCAAAAAAAAAUGCUGAAGGCCAGAGACAUCCUGGGACACUACUUCUGUGGAAUCUACAUCACUGGACUAUUUCUACCUCCUCACUAAAGAUCAGAAAAGAAGCCAAAUACAAGUAUGAGAGUGAGUUCUAAAAACAAGAAGCAAAAUUAUAAGGCAGAGAAGAAAGUUUCCUUCAGCUGCUCUGUGAGUCAAUGUGCAGCAGCCCCAUCUGGAAGAAUGUCUUUGUCCUUGUGAAUUGCAAACAGCUGGGUCUGCCUCACAGAGUCACCUGCCUAUUCAACAUCUGAAAUUAAUCCUUUGGAUACUUCACCCAUGACUCUCAUGAACAAUGCAGGGAAAUAAGAAACAUACAGAAGGACACAGUGAUUCCUCAAGUAUUGGGAGUCUCCUGGAUGACACAGACAGAGAAGUGAGCAGCCUCACAGCUCGGGCUUUCAAAAGUUUGUGUGUAGCAGAACUUGAAGACCCUUACAAUGAACCAGAACUUUCCAUUUCACCUGACUUUGCCCUCCAGUUGUCUGCUAAAAUUCACUCAGGGACAUUAAACCAUGACAUCCAGAAAAGCAAUGUCUGUGACAAGCUAACAGCAAGAAACAAUGAGCAUACAAUAUGGGCUUCUACAUUCCAGCAGUUACCUAAGUGUGCUUUGGAGGAGAAGAGGAUUGCUAAAAACAACACCUUUGCCAUGGAAAGGAAAUUGAGCUUGCCAGUCCCUGGUUCAAGGAACAAUAAGCAUGUUUCAAAAGUGUCCUCAUUGAUUAAGACAUUUGACAAGACUGCAGACCAAGGGUCAGGAAGUUCUCUGAUAACAAAUAAGCAGCCCAUUAAGAAUAGCUUUCAAAAAUACAAAAUAAAUCAGGGCAAUGAUACUGCUUCUUGGGGUGAUAGAGACAUUUUAAGCAUCCACAAGGAACUUUCUGAAUUUUCUGAGGCUAGUCAAGGUAGCCACUGCCUCAGCGACAAACAUGAGCCACAGAGAAGACCUAAUAAAAUAGACCUGAGUUAUGGGGACUCUGAUGGUUAUUAUCCUGUGCUGAUUGAGAUGUCAAAAGUAGCCAAGUCAAAUUUUUCCCAUUCUUCUAAGAAGGCUUUAAAAAACAGAAACUUGAAAGUUAGUGAGCCAGCAAAAAAAGGUAGUUUUCUUCACAGUGAGAAUAGUGCUUUUGAAUCAUGGAAUGUUCAUCAUAAAAAAAUGACAGAAAAGGAGGACAUAAAAAUGGAAAAGGAAGGUCUUGCAUACCUGGAAGAAUCACCAUUUGUUAAAGGAUCACACACAGGUGAACAUAAAUUGUCACCUGCCACGGCCACUGUUGCUAAGAAGAAAGAGAAAGAUUUUCAGAGGAAGCCAACUCUAAAAGAAGCUUCUUUCUCUCUCCGAGUUGUACCUCAGGGUCCCCACCCUUUAGAAACCAAAUUCCCUGUUGUUUUCCCUCCCACCCCUCCCCCUAGGAACCAUGUACCCCAGAGUCCCCCUCGGCCACCCCCUGCCCCACCAGCCCCUCCUCUCCCACCCCCCUGCCAUCCCCCAGCACCCUCUAGCCCUGAAGCCCCUCCUGUGCCACCACCCCCAGUGCCAGCUCGACUGUCCCCCACUGCCUUGUCCCAAGCCUCUGUGUCACCCCAGUCUGUGUCCUACAGCAUGGUUUCACCCUCACUCAGGUUUGAGACACCCAGUCCUCCUCCACCGAAACCCCAGGCCAGCUCGGCUGAGGAGGAAUCCCAGAGCCCCCAGCUGGGCAAUGCCUGCCCGCCCUGGAGGAGACAGAGGGCUGCAGAAAGGGCAGCAGGGAAGAGACAGGCUGCAAAGGAGAAGGUCACAGACAGCCACAGGACCUCAUUGUCUGAAAAGGCGACUGGUGCUGACCCUGGUCUAGGUGUCACUCCUCUGGCUAAGCAGGCAAACUCCCCUGGAUCCAUCAGCCCCUCUUUCAACAUCAGCGAACUCCUAACACCUGUCAUACCACCAAAACAGGAGGGGGACACUGCUGAAAGGGAGCUGAUCCCACUGACACCUCCUCCCACAGAGAGCACAGCCUCAAGAGACCCUGAGGAGGGCACCUUGGAUGAUUACAGGUCCUGGGAUAGUUGCAGGUUGACAGCAUCGAGUCUGUUAUUUAACUUAAAGGAUGUGCGCAAACGUGUUAAAAGCAUUUAUACCCCUUCUCCCCUGUUAAGGGCCUUGGAGGAGAAAAAUAAAACCAGGGAAAAUAUGCAGGAGAGUACAAAAAUGUAUGCCUCGUUCUCAACUUCACACGACAAAAGUGAGAAAAAUAUUACAGAGAAAGAUGAAUUGAGUGAUAUAGCUUAUGUAUUGUCUAGCAGUGUUCAUGAGAAUGAUAAUAAAACCGAUUUAACUGGACACUUCACAGGCAAUUCUCUGACUUUGAGUUCACCCCAGACAACAGAAGACCUUCCAUUUUACCAAACUGGAGACAGCAUGAAGCAAGACAAUUCAAAACACCAGGAUCUGGUUAAAAACACAGAGGUUAAUGAAAAUUUCCCCUCGUUCAGACAUGAAUCAAAUGAACUUGACUUAGGAAAACAUCAGCAGUAUACAGCACAGAGACCAUUCAGUAGAGACAAUGUAGGUACAAAAGCUGGGCAGCCCAUGCAAAAUCACAAUGUGCAGGGUGAGGAAAAUGAAAGACAAGCUGCUAUUCAGAAUGAAAAUUUUGCCUUCAAAACACUCCUAAACCAACUCUCACCAGAAGAAGAUGAGCCUUACAGCGGCGCCCAAACCACCAUUGUGGUACCUGGCCAUGAAGCACGAGGCAAAAGAAGCACUAGUUCCUCGGAGCAAUCCUUCGUCUCCACAGUGGAACAGCCACUUCAGGAAGAGCCAUUUCUGCCUGUGUCCCUGAUGGAGCAGACGUGCCUCCAAGAAAGCCAGAGGACUGACAGUGAAAUGGGUUCAGGAAGUAAGAAAAGACACAAGGAGAGAGGGAAAGAGGUUGGGGAAGAUGAAUUGCAAUAUUGCGCUUGUAUCAGCCCUGGAACUGGUGCAGCAGAGAAGAGGGAGGGAAGUGUUACUGGGAAUGAACAGAGGAGCUUGAUGAAAGAGAAGCUAGGGAGAGAGAAAAGGGAAGAGGCCAACAGCACAAAUUCUGCAUCUGACAGUAUGAGAGACACGUCCAUCUCCAGGUCUGAGGAACCACAAACACCAUCAUCUUCAAGCUCAACCAAACCCAGUCUGUUUAUGAUUAAAGAUAACACAUUCAGGUCGCCUCAGGUGAUAAGGGCUGUCAAGCUGCCCCUACUCCGGUCAUUCUCCCUGGAUGACUCAGUGAGCAGCAGUUAUAGGGAAAUGGAACGUAAGUUUAUGUCCCCAGCAGUGUACAACAAGAGGCACAGAAAUAUGUUACAUGCCCAGGAGGUUGGCUGGUGGGCAUCGAGACACGGAGGGCAGCAGAACGUGAGAGAUGGAGCAACUGACAGAGAAAAAGAAGCCAGUGAGUCUGGAUCUACUUCAGUAACAGUGGAUCCCAGUCUUCUGGAAAAUACAGAGGGCUUUUCAUUUGGAAAACUGACGGAAGAAGAUGAAAAGAUUUAUGUGUUGUUAAAUAAAUUUGGGAAAAUGGAUGAAGAAAGUGUCUGUAGAAGUGAAAAGAAGCUUACAAAGGCAAGACACAGCUUAGAACAGCCAAUUAGAGGUGUGGAAAAUGACCAAGAACAAAACAACCCCAGCUAUGCUGCAGAAAGAAAGACAAAUUACUUUAAGAACCAUCAUUUAUCUAACCGCAAAGGGGGGUCUUGCACCAAAAAAAUAAUCACUAGGCAGACAAUUUCCCCUGUGACUGGCUCCAUAUUAGAGGACCACACAUGUUCUUCUGUAUCCAAUGACACUUUAGAGGAUAUCCUGCAUACAGAAGGUGCACCUUUGUUAGACAAUCUUUCAUGCCCUGCUGUUAGAAGCUCCAGGUCAGGAAACAUGAUGCACUCUCUUGCUGCCAGUUCAUUUUCAGAUAAACCAACUACUUCUGGCCUUAGAGAGACAGGAGAUGUUACAAAUCCUGCCUUGUUGAACAUGGCACUAGAGAGGCAAGCUUAUAUGCCUGCAGAAGAGAUAAUCAAUUCUGCACAGAGGAACCUACUUUUGGAUGUCACAGGGGAAGAUGGGAGACUGGAGCCCAGGGGACUUGGUGGGAGACCAGCAGGCAAGCCACCCACUGUGCCACCAAAAACAGAAAAGGCUCUGCGUCGGGCUAAAAAGCUGGCAAACAAGAGGAAAAAGGUGCAAGAGCAGCAGAAAAACCAUCAGACUGAACAUGUAGAUGCUGUAGGGAGAAAGCCUACUCAUUCUGGAGAGACAGCAGUAUCUGCUUCACCCUUAGUAUAUUCUCCCCUUCAUCCUCUCCUUCACUCAACUUUUACUCCCACAGAAACCACUUCUGGGAAAUCUAGACUUGCACCAGCAGCAAGCUCUUCACCCUCUACAACCCAGAGGAAACUCCUCCAGGACCCUGACUCUGGUCAAUACUACGUAGUUGAUUUACCAGCUGAAGUUAAUGUAAAGACAUUUUAUGACCCAGAAACAGGCAAAUAUGUUCAAGUCUCAGUCCCUUCCUUGGAACAGAAUUUACACCAGUCCACCUCUUUAGAAACGAAGAAUUCUCCCUAUGCCUCCUACCCUAGAGUGCUGCCUUUACCAGCCUCAUCAGUAGCUGUGCUGAAAUCACCUUCUCAACUCUCUGAACCUGCCUGGUCAGUGCCUGCUGCACCAGAACCAGCUGAACUACCUGAAGAUGGCCAGCAGGACUACAGAUACUGUGAGUCUGUGGAUACUGAACCAGCCUCCUACUCCUACCAUCAAGAUGCUGGAGAAACUCAAGUUCACUUAGGCAAGGAUGUGAGCCCAACCCAAAAUACUAGCAUUGUCACCCUCACCAAUUUAGAUGAUUUUGCUGCUGAAGGAGUAUCUUGA